GAGGAGAGAGAGGUAGAAGGAAAGAAAGGGAAAUGAGGGUUAAAGGUUUAUGAAGGAAGAGAGAAAGAGGGAGAUACAAGGCGGAAAGAAGUCCUCAGAAGGAGAGAGAACCAGGAGUGAGCAUGUGGAAGGGAAACAGCCCAGGGGGUAACCAGGGAGCAGCCAUGGAGGAAACUAGUGGAGAACUGGUGGGACAGAGGAACUGGGGUCUAGAAGAUGCCUCAGGCCUCUUGGCAAUGGCCUCCCUGCCCAUCAUGCCAGCAUGGCCAUUGCCCCUGGUCUCCUCAGCCUUAACUCUGCUCCUCGGAGCCUUCACUUCCCUUUUCCUCUGGUACUGCUAUCGCUUGGGCUCCCAAGAUAUGCAAGCUCUGGCUGGGAGUCAGGCUGGGAGUGUCAGUGGUGGGCCUGGGGUUUGUUACGAGGCUGGCAGGCCAAGCCCAGGGAGUUCUGGGGAACCUGGGAAGAGACCCAGAACAGAAGGCCUAGUGAGCCGUCGCCUCCGGGCCUAUGCCAGACGCUACUCCUGGGCAGGGAUGGGCAGGGUGAGGCGGGCAGCUCAGGGUGGCCCAGGCUCUGGGGGAGGGCCAGGGGUCCUGGGCAUUCAGCGCCCAGGCCUGCUUUUCCUGCCAGACCUGCCCUCAGCCCCUUUUGUGCCACGGGAUGCCCAGCGACACGACGUGGAGCUCUUGGAGAGCAGCUUCCCUGCUAUUCUGCGGGACUUUGGGGCUGUGAGCUGGGACUUCUCAGGGACUACCCCUCUGCCUCAGGGCUGGUCCCCACCACUGGCCCCUGGGUGCUACCAGCUCCUGCUGUACCAAGCUGGCCGGUGCCAACCCAACAACUGCCGCCGGUGCCCUGGGGCAUAUCGGGCACUGAGGGGGCUUAGGAGCUUCAUGAGUGCCAACACCUUCGGCAAUGCUGGCUUUUCUGUCCUCCUGCCUGGGGCCCGGCUUGAGGGCUGCUGUGGGCCCACCAAUGCUCGGGUCAGAUGCCAUCUGGGCCUGAAGAUCCCCCCUGGCUGUGAGCUGGUGGUUGGGGGUGAGCCCCAGUGCUGGGCUGAGGGACACUGUCUACUGGUGGAUGACUCCUUCCUGCAUACAGAGGCUCAUAAUGGCUCCCCUGAAGAUGGGCCUCGAGUAGUCUUCAUCGUGGACCUUUGGCAUCCCAAUGUGGCUGGAGCCGAGCGCCAAGCCCUUGACUUUGUCUUCACACCAGAAUCUUAAAAGAAGAUGUUCCCUUCAAGACAUCUGGGCUGGAAAGAUGCUACACUCAAGGAUGGCUUGAGUGGUAGCUAGGACCUCUUCUCCAUUGCAGAGUGGGGCAAGGCUGAGGGUGGGAACUGGCUAAUGAAUAUUGAAAUACAGAUCUUAAAUCUUCUCCUAA
Molecule: messenger RNA, 1383 nt
Organism: Pteropus alecto (black flying fox)
Lineage: Eukaryota; Metazoa; Chordata; Mammalia; Chiroptera; Pteropodidae
Gene: ASPHD1
Product: aspartate beta-hydroxylase domain containing 1
Exons: 3
Coding region: 123-1223 (366 amino acids)
Source: RefSeq, a predicted model, not a curated record